Molecule: messenger RNA, 567 nt
Organism: Emiliania huxleyi CCMP1516
Lineage: Eukaryota; Haptophyta; Isochrysidales; Noelaerhabdaceae
Exons: 2
Biological process (GO): lipid metabolic process
Cellular component (GO): membrane
Molecular function (GO): oxidoreductase activity, acting on the CH-CH group of donors
Source: RefSeq, a predicted model, not a curated record
AUCAACCUUGCGUUCUGGCUGGCGUCUCUCGGCCUCGGCAAGACGUGGCCGGUCGACUUCAUCUGGUCGUGCUUCCCGCCACUGCUCUGCCUGCUCAUCAUUGUCCGCGAGCCUGACACCGGCGUGUGCGAGCGGAGGAUCGUCGGGUGCACGCUGGUCGCAACGUGGGGCUUCCGGCUGACGCACAACUUCGUGUCGCGUGGCGGCGUGGGGCACGAGGACUGGCGGUACUCGGACAUGCGCCGAACUUUUGGCCGCCACUUUUGGUGGGCCUCGCUCUUCUCCGUCUUCCUCGGUCAAGCAGCCUUCCUCUUCAGCGCCUGCUUGUCCCUGUACGGCGUCCUGUGCGCGCCAGAGCCGCUCACCGCCACCGACGCCGCGGGCGCUGCCGUCUGCUUCGGCGCCGUGCUCCUCGAGGCCGCGUCCGACCUGCAGAUGGACGCCUUCGUCGCCGCGCGCAGGGAGCACCGCACCGACGCGACGGUCAUCGACCGCGGGCUCUGGAUGUGGUCGCGCCACCCAAACUACCUGGGUGAGCUGACCUGGUGGUGGGGCCUCUACCUCUUG